Molecule: messenger RNA, 1613 nt
Organism: Triticum dicoccoides
Lineage: Eukaryota; Viridiplantae; Streptophyta; Magnoliopsida; Poales; Poaceae
Product: ankyrin-1-like
Exons: 4
Coding region: 36-1613 (525 amino acids)
Molecular function (GO): protein binding
Source: RefSeq, a predicted model, not a curated record
GAGCAAGCAUCCCAAAUAGCAUAGCAGAUCACAACAUGGCGGCGGUACAAUUCGGCCCUCACGAGAAGAUGACGCUUGACGCGGAGCUGUUGCAAGUGCUAACCGCCGGCGACAAGGUCCGCAUGGAGGAGAUACUGAGCAGACAAGACCAUGGUGCCGGCCACCGCCGCCAGCAAACAGCCGGCCAGGGCCACGUCGCGGUAAACGUCCAUGGCGCGACACCAAGCCGCUUUCUCCUAGGCGUGGCGAGCAACGGGAACACGGCUCUGCACCUUGUCGCCGCCAGCCGCGGCCACGUCGAGCUGGCGACGCUCCUCUGCGAGAGGGCGCCCACGCUGGUCACCGCGCGCAACAAGUGCCUCGACACUCCGCUGCACUGCGUGGCGAGGUUCGGCCAUGCGGAUGUGGCGGCUGUGCUCUUGCCGAGGAUGCGAGCCGGCGGGGCGGAGGAGGAGUCCGCGCUGCGCGCGAGGAACCAGUCGGGCGCAACCGCCUUGUACGAAGCCGUCCGGCACGGGCGUGCCGGUGUGGUGGAUCUGCUCAUGACGGAGGCUCCCGAUCUGGCCUCCGUUGACGGCGACGAGGGUGUCUCGCCGCUCUACCUGGCGGCGGUGACCGGCUCGAUCCCGAUGGUCCGCGCGCUGCUACGCCCGUCGCAAAACGGAACACCCUCGGCGGCGUUGUUUUCUGGUCCGGAGAGACGGACUGCUUUGCAUGCUGCGGCGGCUAGGAGCAGAGAAAUGGCUGAAGCAAUACUGAGCUCGAGCUGGGGGCCAGAAGGUCCAACGUUGCUAACCAGGGCUGAUUCGUCAGGGAGCACGCCUCUCCAUUUUGCAGUACUGUAUGGACGGCUUGAUGUAGUUGUGCUCUUCCUUGAUGGCCAUGCUUCCCUCGGGCUGGCUAGCAUUUCUGAUGGCAACGGGUCAUUUCCUCUGCAUAUUGCUGCUAUGGUGGGACAAACUAGAAUCAUGGAGGAGCUCAUACACAGAAUCCCUGACUGCUAUGAGAUGGUUGAUGGUAAAGGAAGAAAUAUUCUGCACUGUGCUGUGGAGCAUGGUCGGGAAACCGCGGUUCGCCAUAUUUGCCGGAAUGACAUGUUCUCGAUGCUGUGGAAUGCUACGGAUUCUGGAGGGAACACUCCACUCCAUCUGGCUGCCCAUCAUGGAUAUCCCAAGAUUGUCAUUUUACUACUGAAGACGACAAGUGUGAAGACAAGCAUUACCAACAACGAUGGGCUAACUGCUAUGGAUCCUGCUAUCCGUGCAAUAGUACCUGGCCGGAUGUACUAUUUCCAGGAUCCUCAUAUUAUUGUGCGCAGUUGUCUGGGCUGGUUGGGGGCAGCGAUUACUUUAGAUGGAGUCCACCUCCUUUAUCUUCGUAACGUGUACAACAAACCCACUCGUGAAGAAGCAUCACAUAAACAAGACAUGAUUACAGAAAGUAGAACAAUCGUGUCAGUGCUAAUCGCCACCAUGGCCUUCGGGGAGGACUCGUCUAAGACUUUGGAACACGUGUAUGUUGAUAAAUCCUCUCCAUCCGGCUCGACGCCAUAUCGCCUUCCCCAGCCCCAGAUGGAACGGAGCCCAGAUGCCAGGGAAGCAGAGAAGCACUGA